AUGGUCUCCAAACUGCGUCGGCUCAUCGCCGACCAUGCAGAUCUCCACAACAACGAACUCCCACCGAACUACCUCUUCUCCCCCACAGACAAUCAGCACUCCGACGAUUUGAGUCAACUGGUUGUAACUCUCGCUGGACCACACGGCACUCCAUAUUCAGCUGGAAUGUGGCGAUUACAACUCCGCAUCCCUGAAGAUUAUCCUGCAAGCCCUCCCAAGGCCGCUUUCAAGACACGUAUUUGGCAUCCCAACGUUGAGGAGUCGACAGGGGCAGUGUGCGUGGAUACCCUGAAGAGGGACUGGGAGUCCAAGUUGACAUUGCGCGACAUUCUUGUGACCAUAUCUUGCCUACUCAUCCAUCCCAAUCCAGACUCAGCCCUAAACCCCAUGGCUGGCUCCCUCCUUCAGGACGACUACAAUGAAUUUUCCCGCCAGGCACGCUUGAUGACGUCAAUACACGCACCAGUUCCAUUCGCCAUGAAGCACGCCGUUUUACAAGCCAAGCAACGAGGAGAAGACCCUGAGAUGACUAAGAGAGUCGAGAAGGACCCGGAAUUUCGAGAAUUGCGACAUGCAGCGAAGACGGCGUCCCUAGUUAUGAAGAAAAGAACCGGAACAUCACUACUGCAAGCUUCGAAUGUGGACGAGGAUAUGGACGAUGUUGAAGAUGAUUACAAGGAAAACGAUUCAUCCCUGUCGCCGGAGUCGAUUGCUGCUCCACCUGCUACCCAUGCUACUGCUAGGCGAAGCGGAGAGCCCAAACGGCCUCUGUCCGUCAUUCCGACCACUCCAGUCCUGGAUACAGACAUGGUCAUGCUCGACUUUGCAUCUGACGACGAGGGCAUACCGAGCGAUGGCAUGACGGCAUCAGAACGGAACAUUGCCGCGAACACCAACUCAUUCAAUUCUUCAUCUCCCUUUUCAUCUCAGAGUUCAUCAGUAUUCUCAAAUCACACGUCCCGACAGCAAACUUCCGUUUCUUCCCAGCCCUUUCCCAGCUUGCACAACAGCAGCAAUGACUCAACCUUGAACUCCUAUGCAAUAUAUGAGGACAAUAAUGACCUCGAAAACCUCAACGGACUCCUUAAUAGCCACAAUAACCAUCACCGUCGUCGUCCCACCUACGGCAAGGAGAACAUGACUGGCUCCUUUUCCUCACUACCGAAGGGACUGUCAAUUUCGUCGCUAUCACCAACAGAAUCUUCACCCUUCACAACUCCCACAGGUGUCUUCAUGAAGCCAAUCAGUGGAUCAUCAUCCUCAUCAUCACUAUCGUCGACUACAGCUGCUACAAAACCCUUGUCACCAACGAAGGUCACUAAGCCAGCUUAUAAUAGUAACAAUAGCGGCAGUGGCCUCAACACUCGCAAGGGAAUGUCCUCGAAGGGAAAACCUAGAAUCGGGCUGCGGCGACUUUGA
This is a messenger RNA of Talaromyces marneffei, 1419 nucleotides long. RefSeq lists its product as uncharacterized. Gene Ontology annotation, molecular function: ubiquitin conjugating enzyme activity. Gene Ontology annotation, biological process: ubiquitin-dependent protein catabolic process; protein polyubiquitination. Lineage: Eukaryota; Fungi; Ascomycota; Eurotiomycetes; Eurotiales; Trichocomaceae. Gene Ontology annotation, cellular component: nucleus. Bases 1 to 1419 code for a protein of 472 amino acids. The record is from RefSeq and is a predicted model, not a curated record. The transcript has 3 exons.